UCUCAACAAAUUUCAGUUAAAAAAAAAAAUGGCUGCCAUGAAAAUUCCCUCUUCAUUUCUGAUUCUCAUUCUAAUAACACUCUUCCACUCUCCGGCGAGCCUCGACGCCGGUUCGACCUUCGACGUGCAGUCAUUUGGGGCUAAACCCGACGGCGAAUCCGACUCCACAAAGGCCUUUUUAAGCGCAUGGCACGCCGCAUGUGGUGCCGCCUCCCCGGCCACAAUGUAUGUCCCGCCGGGGAGAUACUUGCUCUACAAUGUCUACUUUUCGGGGGAGUCGUGCAAGAGUAAUUCGGUGAUGAUACGUAUUGAUGGCACGUUGGUCGCGCCGUUGGAUUACGAUAUUGUCGGGAAAGUUGGCAAGUGGUUGCAGUUCGAGAAGGUUUCUGGAGUUUCGAUAAGUGGCGGAACCCUAGACGGCCGGGGGACGGCUUUGUGGGCUUGUAAGGAGGCCGGGAAGAGUUGCCCUAAAGGAGCCACGUCGUUGGCUUUCUACAACUCCGACAACAUAGUGAUCACCGGAUUGACCUCGUUGAAUAGCCAAAUGUUUCACAUUUUGAUCGAUGGAUGCCAAAAUGUUAAUCUUGUUGGCACGAGGAUCUCGGCCUCGGGGAACAGCCCGAACACGGAUGGCAUCCAUGUCGAGCAUUCAUCGGGUGUUACUAUUAUGAACUCUCGCGUUGGCACCGGGGAUGAUUGUGUUUCCAUUGGCCCUGGAACCUCCAAUUUGUGGAUCGAAAAUCUGGCUUGUGGCCCCGGCCACGGCGUAAGUAUCGGAAGUCUCGGUUGGGACUCGCAAGAAGCGGGAGUGCAAAACGUGACGCUCAAGACGGCGACCUUCACAGGGACUCAAAACGGCGUGAGGGUCAAGACAUGGGCGAGGCCGAGCAAUGGAUUCGUUAGGGAUGUCCUAUUUCAACACCUCGUCAUCGACAAUGUCCAAAACCCUAUCAUCAUCGACCAAGACUAUUGUCCGAACCACGAAGAGUGCCCUCACCAAGGAUCCGGCGUGAAGAUAAGCGACAUUACUUACCAAGACAUUCACGGGACAUCGGCUACCCAAGUUGCCGUCAAAUUCGAUUGUAGCAAGACGAAGCCGUGUAGUGGAAUUACGAUGGAGGGGGUCGAUCUAACCUACAAAAACAAACCGGCGACGGCUUCUUGCGCCAACGCCGGAGGGAAAACGAGCGGCGCCGUCGAGCCUAUGAGCUGCCUAUAAGUAUAGGUACAUAGAUGAAGAUCGACUUAUACUUAGUUUCUAUCGAUUAUUCAUACUCAAAAGAUAUAUGAUAAGAAUACUCAUGAAAAUAUUUACAUAUAUAUAUACAUAUUCUUUACAAAUGAAGCUUGGGAGCUUUAUUUCGUAUAAAUUAUCGUAUGUAGCCAUAGCCACACAUAUAUAAUACGUAUGUAUAUGUAGAGAGAGAUAUAUCGACCAAAAAGGAAUGUUGUGUUGUUAUUUGUUCAU
Molecule: messenger RNA, 1468 nt
Organism: Andrographis paniculata
Lineage: Eukaryota; Viridiplantae; Streptophyta; Magnoliopsida; Lamiales; Acanthaceae
Product: polygalacturonase-like
Exons: 3
Coding region: 29-1219 (396 amino acids)
Biological process (GO): carbohydrate metabolic process
Molecular function (GO): polygalacturonase activity
Source: RefSeq, a predicted model, not a curated record